CGCUAUCGAAUAGUCCCUCUUUCUGUUGYCAUGGUUGUCAAGAAGUACCUUUGCGCAGCACCGCGUCCAGAAUCAUGGGAAGAAAAGGCCGAAGCGCUUUUAAAAUCCCUUGAUGGCGAUAAGGCGAAGCGUGAGGAGGUGGCYCGUCAAACGCUCGCUUUGUUGAAAGAACGACGGUAAGUACUUCUUUGGAUAGAUUYGUAGAUGGCCCAGUGAAUGCAAGAAUCAACAGUUCAUAGAUGAGGUAGAUUGGUGGUCCUCACCUUUGAAACCAUUGCGUUCCUUCAACGUUACAGCAAACACGAAAAGAGAAAGGCUGGCCCGGGCCGAAAAUCGAACGCGGAGCAUGCGAUAGCCUUUUACGAAUAUCUUGUGGGUUUCGAAGAUAAGAGUACGCACGAUAUCGAUACCGAUGACGACGAAAAAAGUGCAACCAGUAGCAGUGACGAAACAAUAGACACRSAAGAAUUUUUAAAUCAACACGACAAUGUCUGCGACGUAUGCAAUUUAGGAGGAGAACUCGUUUGCUGUUCUACCUGCACUCUUGCCUUUCACCAGGAUUGUGUGCGACCCGUCAUGAAAUCAAUCCCAUCCAGUUGGAGCUGCCCUUACUGCAUCACCCAAGGCAUUCAUAAUUACAAACGCCACUCCAAAACCUGGAAAUCUGCCGCUUCAGGGAUCCGACAGAUGAAUAAAAUGAAAUUAGAAAAGGAAAUAGUGCAAAGAGAAGAAGAACACGACGAAGAAGAAAAGAACAAAGAUGAUACAAUUCAGGGUACAAARGGCGAGGGAGGAACGACAGUCGAAGAAGAGGAAUCCAAAGCCCCCAAUGGAACAAAUUCAAUUGAGACAGAACAGUCGUCUACCAAAAACAGUGAGAAGGGAAAGAGGAAAGGCAAUAUUGAAGGAMGAGGAGAUUCUGAAAGGCAGGCAUCUSAAGAAACUUCUCGAAAACAGCAUUCAAAAGAGAAAGUAAAUACGGCAUCAUCAUCUGUUGUUUCGAGCACUCCAUCCGCCAAUUCUUCCGUAAGCAGCAAUAGCGAUAGUAAACGGAACACGUCUCUGGACAGAAAAAGUGGUGCAGAAAGUCUYGUGGUUCGUAGUAGACGCCAGCGCAAACAACCCUCAUUGUAUCAACCUCAAAUGUGUGCAGAUUCUCAAUGGAAGUCAGAUGAAAAAAAGAGGAAGGCCGAUGAUCACUCUGAUAGCAGUUUUGAGAGCAGCAGCGAAGACGACAGUGRUUCCAGUAGAAAUAGCGCAGACUACGAAGUCGAUCCCAAGUCGACAAAAAGCAACUCGUCGAAGACGACCGUCAGAACCCGUAAGGAAAGUGUUUUGGGACACGAAAUAGAAGACGAUGUUGCCGUGCGCGUUGGYAGAGCAGAGGGCGAGAGGAAAAGCAAUGAAAGAAUAUUUUGCAAUUUCUGCCACGAUGACCCAUCGAUACCCAUCUGUGUGUUUUGCGGGUGUCGGGUUUGCUUUGGUAAACACGACAAAAGCACGCUACUCUUGUGCGAUAGUUGCGAUAAUGAAUAUCACACUAUCUGCCUUGGACUCUCAAGCGUGCCAUCGACUAAAAACUGGUACUGCCCAGAUUGUGASAAGACCAAAACUGAAGACGUUGYUGUAACUAGGCCGUCAUCCAAACGCAGGGCAUCGGCGGUAGCGAAAGCCAUGAGUGGUACUGGCACGGAAGAAAAUACGCAACGAAGACAUUCCUCCAAAAAGAACAAGGCUAUAGCAGCCGRAGUGACAGCAGCAAAGAUAUCAACAACGACGACCACAAGGUCGACGCUUGUCGAAACCCCGAGAAGGAGGGGCAGAGGUCGCCCCCCGAAAAUAAAAGUYGAAAAUGAACCUUYACCUGUUCCUCAGCUACCUCCUCGCAGACGAGUUAAAACUCCGAAAGCGGCUGCAAACUCGGCUGACCCAACAGAGCAACAAYAUCAACGGAAACGUGGAAGGCCAGAGAAGUCGACUACGAACACUUCCUCCUCRUUUUCUUCUGCUAAAGCUACUGCUGCUACUCCACCUUCUUCCGGAAGAAAAAGAGGAAGGCCUCCAAAGACCGCUGUAGAAGCACCCGUUGUAACAUCGAAGACUGCAUCGCGAAAGAGGGGAAGGCCACCCAAGUGUUCACCUGACCCGGCGUUGAUUACAAACAAAGUCGAUUCAGGUGGAAAAAAGAAAGCGACAAAACCAAUCUCUCCUCCUGUGUCGACUGUUUCCAUUAAAACUUCCUGCUCUUCUACUGCAUCCGAAGUUGCAGGAAGAUCCCAAGAGCMUAUGAAGGUUAAGGUCAGCCGUGUCAGUGGUAGAACCGUUAAGAGAGCAUCUUUUCAUGACGAAGUUGAUGARGGGGAACAGCAUCUUAGAGCUUCUAAGACACCUCAAGUGGAAGAGAAUCAGACAAGAAACGGCACUCCGAAAGCAAUUGUUUCAAAGUCUCAAGAAACUCGGGGUCACGAUCGGAGGCAAAAGGAGGUGCCAGAGAAGGUGCAUGAACCGCCCGAACCAACACGCAAAAAACAAAAGGUAGAAGAGAAAGCACAACCCCGACCCAAGGUUGCUUCCCUCGGUAGCAAGACCGWAUCAACAAAGAGCGAUAUUUCGGUAUCGUUAGCAGCCGAAGACAAGGACMACGAAAURUCGGGUCAGCCCCCCGUUGCACCCGUUCGAAUGAAACCCAUCCUGGAUCCGCCCGCACCACCCAUUGCACCCAUUCGAAAUAAAUCUGCAUUGGAUCCAACCGCGUCGUUAAUCCCACACGUCCUYAUAAAACCCGUAUUAGAUACGCCAGCCCAACCAGUCCGAAUGAAGCCCGUUUUGGAUUCUUCCACGCCUAGAUUGCCGCAGAAARCAACGCUUCUGGACAACUUGAAGCCAACAGACAAAGCAGAGAAUGCCAUGGUUUCGAAAAUACCUAUCAACAAUUCAGCUCGUAGUGAAGAGAAGAGUUGUACGAAAAAUGGCGUUGCAAAUACGGUUGCUGUCGCCAAGAAGCCUAUGAUAAUCAACAAGGCAGGAUCCCAAUCAUCAUCUCUCCCCCCAGCGAUCAACACUCCAUCUGUGGCUGCCGCCGCUAAUGCUCCUACUAAGAGUGCUACCACAGUGAAUGAAACGAGUACAAUUUCCGCSAAUGUAGUCCAAAAACCUACCCCAGCAUCGAAGAACGAGAUUCCGAUUAGUUCUAGUAAACCAAGCUCCAGUACUACAGCAGUUCCGAACUAUCCUAGCACGCCCAUAUUGGACCUUGUGGCUCUGGAAGCUGCCGUCAGGGCGCUCCCYGAACCCGAAGACAAGGGAACUAAAAAGGGAAUCACGAAAAUCCCUCGGCGUAAACCCGGAGCUCGAGAAUGCAUGCAGAUWUCCAGGCGUUUCGGGGUCAACAUUAUUCCCGAAAAAUAUAUGAAAAUUCUUCUUGAUUAUUGUCGCCGGGGAAAGGUCGAGCACCUGAUCAAGAUGAGGGAACGUUUGGAUUGCCACUCUCGUUUUCUUGAGUCCCAGCUCGCAGGAUUAGAGGCCCGCAUCAAGGAGGUGGGAGAUUCAAAGAUUGUCGUCCCGGCCGUGCCUCCCCAUAAGCGAGAAUCCUCUGGAAGGAACCGUGKUGGGAGAACUACACCUCCUCCUUCGCUUCACAARCGAUCGACAAUAACYCMAUCCUCAUUGACAAUUUCGRGAAAGACGACCACCAAGACCACCGUGGCUUCGAUCACAUCGGGCAGGAUACCACCACCGGUGAAGUCCCAGGUGCCUUCGGCGGUCGCUGCUGCCGCAGCCGCAAUAGCCGCCGGCACCACACCGAAACGUCCGGCACCACCAAAGGCACCAACUGUGGCUCCGGUCUCAUUUGCGGCGGCGCCUCGACCAGCGGUCCAGAACUCGACCAUGACUAGCAAAACUAAGAAUACUUGAGCACAACCAAAUGGAUUCGAUAUGUUCCAACGCAAGAAAUUCGAUCCGUUGGCAUGCUUUGCCAAAACUUAGCGGGUGGUGAAAACAAAAGAGGGCAAAGCUAAAGAGUGGAGUAAUUGGAUUGUCUGGAUAGUUGUUCAGAUUCUGCAAUUAGAAGUAAUAUGUAUCUGCCGGAUCAUUUGUGUGCUACGGUCUACGGUACAGCGUUUGGCACAGUUCAAUUGUUACGUCGGUAAUAUCUAUGGUACAUACAGAACAUAUGAAUUCUUAAAGAAACACUCUUCCUUCGUGAGAAACAUCUCAUUUUCCAAUCCCGCGGGAUCGGACGUAAUUGCAACGGCUAGUUAAAACKUGUCGCGAGCCAACCCAAUAAGACGUUCAGUACUGUUCKAUACGUAAUCUAGAUACCUCUGCUACAAAAAUGCGCCUGUUUUAGAGAGAAUUGUUUUCAAGUAYGSUACAAGUACGUGGACAAGUACCCGUACUUGGUACUACRCAGUAGACCGGCCGMACUGCUGUGGCGAACGGUAGAAAAAAUACUUGUACCCCAGUUUUUAAAUACUUUCUAACCMRAGGCAUCCWUGGUCAAAACAUUCUGACGGURCGUAACCCUCAAUCUCCAUCGAUCCACCUAUCGCCGCUGUCGUUGCUCAUCGCCACCUGUUGUGACUGUAUUGAAAUUUGACAGUCCUAGUAUCCUUGCAAAUUGUUUAAGGUAUCUUUUKAUCAACGAAACAAGGAGUAUCGGCGAGGAGUCUUUCACUGCCGAGUAKUUGUCACGCAUUUUCAGUUGAACAGACGAUUGGAUUUAUUCGGAUCGAUUCGUUUCGAUUGGAUUGGCUUGGAUUGGAUUUGACUUGACUUGAUUGACACUGCUGUAUUGUGUUUGAAAAGAUACACAAACACAAACAAGUACACACAGGCUUCUGCAUCGAUUUGCCURCCAAGACCCCACCAUGGAUCGUCAAUUGCUGGCCCGCGCCACGGAGAACUCCGAAGCCCCAACUCCGGGCUACAUGUAUCUGGACAUUGCCAAAAACGCCGCCGGUAACCCGCAAACGAGCGCCGAUAUUGCCAAGUACCUGACGGGGCGACUGGCGUCCAAAAACAACCCAAACAUCAAAUUCAAAUGCCUCAAGGUCAUUGCCAAAACCGCCGAAUCUCCCUAUUCGMGAGGGCAAUUCAAGCGCUGCCUGUCGCAGGAUCCCCGAGCCAUGGCCGCGAUCAAGGAGGCCACGCAAUUUCGGGGGCGCCCGGAUCCGGUGCGUGGAGAUCAGCCUUUCGAAAAGGUGCGCCAGGCUGCUAAGGAAGCACUCGAUGCGAUCUAUUCCGACACGCCGGCCGUGGCUCCGUCCGGCGGAGGUGGUUCCUUUGCCUCGUCGGUCUCGAGCAGCUACGGGAAUCCUUCGGGAGGCUACGGGGGUGCCCCGCCUCCCGGUGCGGGAGCUGGGCCUCGCCGCAUGGAGGGCAUUGGCAACCCCAUGUUCAGUGAUCCCCGAUUGGAACCCCAGCCCCAGGGCAUUAGUAACAUGACGGUCAACGAGGUCGUCAGUGAGGCGAAAGACACCAUMAUUGGUAUGAUCAAGGAUCCCUUGGCGCGCAAUGCCUCUGUGCAGAUAAGCAAUAGACAGGGCCAGAUGCCUCGUCCGGGAAGCUAUUCGGGACCAGGAGGUUCGGUAAGUUUAUUGUUUUGCUGCCGACGUGUGCAAGACCCGGAUUUGUUUUGCUCGUUUGACCCGAAAGWCUAAUUUGUGUCAUCAUCGUGCCUUUUYGACGACGAAACAAUCAACGUUGCUCUUUGCCGAGGUCAGUUCAAUAGUGSCCCCCCAGGUAGAUCGAAUCUGAUGAACCAAACGAAUGGACAAUGGACCAUGGCGUCGAAUCGUGGASCGGGUGCGGUGGCGCCACCUCCAAAUUACGCCAACGAUUCCGCAUAUUACAAAUCGAGGGAAGCCGCAGGUGGCAACGCUUAUUCCUGGGCGCAGGCGAAUGCUGGUGGUGCUGCGGGUGGUGUAGGUGGAAGCUGGGGUGCAGCAGCAACUGCGCACCAAGCGACGCCGUCCAUUACUGUCAAUACGAUUCCUGGUAUGGGUGCUGGUGUUAGUGGUGGUGCAGGAACAGGAGUAUCGGAUGGAUCGUACGAAAAACAACUAGUGAUGGAACUUUGUCCGCCCGGUGGAAUGAAACCAGAACCACCACCGGACAAGCUCGCUCAAUUUGCGCGAGUCGUAUCGAGUCUCAAUCCCGAUUUCGUGUGUCCCGUUCUCUUGGAUUGCAUGGAAGAAGGACAACCUUGGAUCAUCCGUGCUAAGGCGCUUUGUGCCAUGGAGUGCWGCAUCAAAAACGGACAGAAACCCGGUGCCCCGAGCAAUGCAUWUGCCGAUUUUCUCCACGCGUGCAAUGGUGAAUUUGCUCCACUCGCAAAUCAUUCCCGUGCUGCCAUCCGAGACCCGGCCAGACGUGUUUUGAACCUGCUGGGAGUUGCCACUCCCGUAGGUGGAGCUGUCAUGCCUCCGGUGUCGCAUGCUGCUGCACCCGUAGCAGCGCCUCCUGCUGCCGCACCACCGGCACCCGUUGCGAAUCUAUUGGACUUUGAUAGCGAUGUACCAGUGGCAGCACCUGCGCCGGUGGCUCCUYCUCCACCGCCCCAGCAAUCUCCUCCCAAGGCUCCGAAUGCAGCAGCGGGCGGUGGAAGUUUGUUCGGUGGUUUGAACAUGGCAUCGACUCCAUCGACGGCAUCCGCUGCUGCACCACCCGCAGCACCRCCUGCAGUAGCACCUCCAGCCCCAGCAGCCGAGAAUGGUUUGCUCGAUUUGAUGUCGGGAGGUGCUGCCUCACCAGCAGCGGCGUCAAGUGGCACAGCAGAGCCAAAAUCCGCCUUUGGGUUCAUGAACACAGAAACAGCCGCACCUGCACCYACUCCUCCUGUAGCUGUAGCACCAGCUGCCGAUAUGUUUAGCAAUUUGUCCSUGAAAGGUGCAGACGAGCCAAAAUCGUCAGAACCGGCACCAGCUGUCRCAACUCCAUCCGCAACAACUGGUUCGGCCUUUGGUUUCAUGAACACAGCUGCGGGGACCCCAACCGCCGGAGCGGCUACCGCCCCCACCGCGUCUCCAUCGACAGACUCUUUUGAUCCUCUGAAAAACGCUGCUUCGCCCAGCACCCAGACRAAAAUGAUGUCGAUGUCUCCCGAACAAAUGCAGGCAAUGAUGUACCAGCAAAUGAUGAUGCAGCAACAAAUGCAAAUGGCGCAGAUGCAAAUGGCGAUGCAACAGCAACGUGGAGCCACCUUUAUGACAAUGCCGGGUCAUGUGAUGCAAAACCCGGCAGCUUCCAAAUCGACCUUUGCCUUUAUGGACAAGCCGCAGAAAAAGGACGACAAAUCCUUUGACUUCGUSAAGGACGCCAUGAAAUCUGAAAAGUAAACGGUAGAAGAAUUGCAUGAAAAUGGGAU
Messenger RNA from Pseudo-nitzschia multistriata, 7369 nucleotides. NCBI's taxonomy places the organism in Eukaryota, Bacillariophyta, Bacillariophyceae, Bacillariales, Bacillariaceae. The record is from the annotation of a GenBank genome assembly.